Molecule: messenger RNA, 1827 nt
Organism: Colletotrichum higginsianum IMI 349063
Lineage: Eukaryota; Fungi; Ascomycota; Sordariomycetes; Glomerellales; Glomerellaceae
Product: SH3 domain-containing protein
Exons: 3
Coding region: 1-1827 (608 amino acids)
Molecular function (GO): protein binding; phosphatidylinositol binding
Source: RefSeq, a predicted model, not a curated record
AUGCCUCACCUUCUGCAGGCCCUCCGCCGGUCCAUCAAGGGCGAAAAGGACAACGCCAAGAUCAACAUUGCCCCAAAGUCGGCUGUUGCCAUUGUUCCUCCAAAGAAGGUUAUUCGAGCCUUAUACGACUAUGAAGCGCAAUCCAAUCAGGAACUGAGCUUCUCUCGAGGCGAUUUCUUCCACGUCAUCGGCCGAGAAAACGAUCCCGACUGGUACGAAGCAUGCAAUCCUGCUCUGCCCGAUGCCCGUGGCCUCGUGCCCGUUGCCUUCUUCCAGGCACUGGGCCGCACCGAGAGAGACAGCGGUCAGUCCGACGGCGGUGCCCUGCCCCGGCCACCGACCAUGUCUCCGACAAUCUCCAAGAACCCCGAUCACGAUUCUGGCUACGCCGAGGCUGCGCCGCCUGCUGGUGCUAUGCAAUCGCCGCCCCCGACCCAACGCAUGUCCCGUUCCGGCAGCAGAUCUGGCGCCAUGGUCUAUGGCAUCGUCAUGUACGAUUUUGUGGCAGAACGUGCCGACGAGUUGGAGGCCAAGGCCGGCGAAGCCAUCAUCGUCAUUGCGCAAUCCAACCCCGAAUGGUUCGUCGCCAAGCCCAUCGGUAGACUCGGCGGUCCCGGUCUGAUCCCCGUAUCUUUCGUCGAAAUUCGCGACAUGGCUACUGACACCGCCGUUGGUGAUGCCUCAAAUGCCAUAAAAAAGGCGGGCAUUCCAAAGGUUGAAGAGUGGAAGAAGAUGGCGGCCGAUUACAAGAACAGCAGCAUUACCCUGGGCAAGUUCGACAACGGUGCUGCACCACAGCAAGGAUCUAUUGAGCAAGGCAUGGAGCGCAUGAGCAUUCAACAAGGCGGACGCACAAGUUCACAGAACGGCAAUAACUACCAGCAGCAACAGCAGCAACAACAACAACAGGCUGCCUAUCAGCGUAACUCCCAACAGACCUCUCAACCCAGUCCAUAUGCCAAGCCAGCGUCGCAGCUGUAUGCGCCUAUUUCGGCACGCAUUCCUAGAUACUGCUUUGCCGAGGACAAGUAUUGGUUCGUCAUCGAGGCGGUUCUAGAGGAUAGCCGUCACUGGGAACUGUCGAGAUACUACGAAGACUUCUACGACUUCCAGAUCGCUCUGCUCACGGAGUUCCCGGCCGAGGCAGGCAAUACUGGAACCCAGAAGCGCACCCUCCCGUACAUGCCUGGCCCCGUCAACUAUGUCACAGACGCCAUCACCGAGGGCCGUCUGCACAACCUGGAUGCCUACGUCAAGAACCUUCUCGCGCAGCCACCCUACAUCGCAAGAUGCGCACUUGUCAAGCAGUUCUUCGCGCCUAGGGAGGGUGACUACGAAAUCGACCCCAGCGCGCCCAAUGAAGAGUACAGACUUUCUGGCGGUUCACAACCGUCAUCAACCGACUCGCCGGCGGAUGCGGCAUCACGGCAGUCAUCCAAGAAUAACCUAAACGGCAACGGGUACGGCGGUCUCUCUGCUGCGCCUCAACAACGAGCCAUGGGCCAACCAGGCCCGAACCGACAGCCGUCGUCGUCCCUGUCCCAAUCUCAACCCGUUACCACACCCGGCAUCAGUCAAGGGCAAAUCAUGAAGAUCAAACUUUACUUCAACGGUGAUCUCAUCGCCAUCCGAGUUCCUACGGAAAUACAAUUCCAACAACUCUACGACAAGAUUGUGGACAGGCUCAAAAUCCCUGUCGGCGAAGAGAUUCAACUCUUCUACAAGGACGAGGCCACUGGCGACAAGCCCAACUUGAUGAGCGACAACGACCUUGACUAUGCCUUGCAAAGAAACGAAAAGCUCCUGCUGUAUGUGGAGCAAGUCUGA